This is a messenger RNA of Myripristis murdjan (pinecone soldierfish), 2059 nucleotides long. It is a transcript of the gene dhrs11a, whose product is annotated as dehydrogenase/reductase 11a. The record is from RefSeq and is a predicted model, not a curated record. NCBI's taxonomy places the organism in Eukaryota, Metazoa, Chordata, Actinopteri, Holocentriformes, Holocentridae. The transcript is spliced from 7 exons. Bases 366 to 1133 code for a protein of 255 amino acids.
GCCCAAACAUGAGGAGCUCUCUAGGCAGGGUUUCUUUGGUCGCAGGCUGCAGGGCUCAAAAAAUACAAGUAGGAGGUGUUAUGAACCAAAUAAUUUGCAAACGCCAAGGUUGCCAUUAAUAUUUCAUGCCGAGGAGCGCGUGGUGUUUUCCUCGCUGCUGUUUUCCUGGAUGCUGCACAGACCGGGCGAGCAGGCAGUAGGCGCUGUGUCCCGCACCACAUUAACCACAAGACAGACAGACAGACAGACAGACAGACAGACAGACGGUAAAGUGAAGUGUGACAACCUCAACGGAGCAGAUAACACAGGUAGAGCCGAGGAGGGACGUCCACUUGGGAGCGGUGAAGAAACCAAGCAGCCUGGAGAUGGAGCGGUGGAAAGGCAGAGUGGCCCUGGUGACCGGAGCCUCGGUCGGGAUUGGAGCGGCUGUAGCCCGGGCACUGGUCCAGCAAGGCAUGAGGGUUGUCGGCUGUGCCAGGAAUGUCGACAAGAUAGAGAAGCUGGCAGCAGAGUGUCAGAGCGCAGGCUACAGCGGCACACUGAUCCCUUAUAAAUGUGAUCUGUCCAACGAGGAGGAGAUCCUGUCCAUGUUCUCGGCCAUCAAGACGCUGCACCAGGGGGUGGACGUGUGCAUCAACAACGCCGGACUGGCCCACAAUGAGCCCCUGCUCAGUGGCAAGACAGAAGGCUGGAGGAACAUGAUUGAUGUGAAUGUCUUAGCCUUGGCUAUCUGCACCCGUGAGGCCUACAAAUCAAUGAAGGAGAGGAAUGUGGAUGAUGGUCAGAUCAUCAAUAUUAACAGCAUGGGUGGGCACAGGAUGGUACCAAGUGCUGAUGAGCACUUCUACUGUGCCACUAAAUAUGCUGUGACUGCACUGACUGAGGGGCUGAGGCAAGAACUGCGAGAGGCAAAUACCCACAUCAGAGCCACAUGUAUAUCCCCUGGAAUAGUAGAGACUGAGUUUGCUUUCCGGCACCACAACAGUGAUCCAGAGAAAGCGGCUGCAGUGUAUGAGAGUAUAAAAUGUCUGAAAGCAGAAGACAUAGCCAGCGCAGUCACAUAUGUGCUUAGUGCCCCUCCCCAUGUCCAGAUCGGAGAUGUGCAGAUGAGGCCGGUGGAGCAGGUGUCAUAGCAGUGAGGGUGGAAGCUGCAGGAGGAGCAGAGACAGUAGCCACAGUGACUCCUCGGCGACCUCUGCUGGGCUAGGGAAAACAACUCAACUACAGUUCUGCUGCAUCUGGAUGGAAAAGGACAGCUUUGAGAGGCUGUGCGGGGAAUUGGUCACAAAGUGCGUGGACGUUGUCAACCACUACCAAAACACUACUGAAUGCAGCAUCCCGGUCUCUGGUGUACUGUUCAGCCUUGUCAAGAACUAAGCCGACUGCAAACUACGGUGGGAGUAAAGGAGGAGAAUGUCGCUCCUGUGCUAUGUGGUCAUCUGCAUGACCAUCACUUCAGAGGGAAGAGUAUGCCAUUGAUUGCACAUGAUGUUUUAUUUUUUGUUUUGUUCUGUUUUGUUUGUUUGUUUGUUUUGUUUUUGUAGGUCAUAUUACAUAUCUUUUCAGAAUUAAAUGAAAAGAAUAAUUGCUGUUUUUAAGAGAAUAAUAAUUAUUGUUUAAUUUUUUUUAAUAAAUAUUUUAACUUCUGAUUAUAGAUUAAUGUGGUCUCACACAGCAACCAUAACCAUAGACAACACCAUGUCCUACUCACCUUGUCACCCACAUUCUGUCCACUCUGCCAUCCGUACUUAGGUUUUAACAAAUGAAUUCGGCUAGCCUGGUUUGGAUGCAUUCCACUUUUUCUAAUCUGUUUAAACAUUCAGCAAAAGUACACAAGGGGCGGUCCCUUUCUUCUCAAUCAAAUUUAUUUCUACAGUCCACUAAUUUGCCUGUGCAAUUUCAGUUGUUUCAUACUUUGGAUUCAUCUGUAAGGGAUAUAAGAAGGAAACACUGGCAACUUGUUUAGGGGAAUUAACUAACUCAGUGCACAUGUAUACCCUGCAAGUGUGUACUUUAAAGUAGCAAUUUUGCAAUAAAUAAAUAAACAUUAUUGCCCAGA